Molecule: messenger RNA, 2016 nt
Organism: Carcharodon carcharias (great white shark)
Lineage: Eukaryota; Metazoa; Chordata; Chondrichthyes; Lamniformes; Lamnidae
Gene: dtwd2
Product: DTW domain containing 2
Exons: 6
Coding region: 122-958 (278 amino acids)
Source: RefSeq, a predicted model, not a curated record
AUGAAACCUGUGUCUGCUGCGCCUCCUGCCGGUGGCCCCGGUGUAUUGCUCUGCUCUCUCUCUCUCUCUCUGACGGUCCGGGGGGGGGAACGACGGUCCCAGCAGCGCUCGUGUGGCAGCCAUGGAGCCCGAUAGGGUGGCGGCGGCGGCGGCGGCGGCGGCGGCGGACGACGACGACUCAGAAGGUGCGGAGGAAGAGCGAAACGUGUUGCAGGAACUGUCGGAGUUGCCGGUGGAGGGGGCGGCGGGCAAGAAGAGGCCGACGUGCUCACGGUGCAGCCGCCCCCAGAAGGUUUGCCUCUGCCCGUUCCUACCAGUUGAUCCGCUGAAUGUCUCCACAUGCCUAUAUAUAGUUCAGCAUCCAGCAGAGGGGAAUCGUGUGCUGCGAACUGUGCCUCUGCUUGCUGCCUGCCUUCCAGCUGACAAAUGUAAAGUCUUUAUUGGUCGACGUUUUAGUGAAGAGAGGCAUCCUGAACUUGCAGCUGUUUGCCAGAGUCUUAGUACAUUAGUCCUAUAUCCUGGACCUGAGGCAAAUAACCUAGAAGAACUUGAACUUGACCCAUCGCUGUCACCAUAUAACAUCAUUAUCAUAGAUGGGACAUGGAGCCAGGCCAAAGGCAUGUUUUAUGGAAAUUCUCUUUUCCGCUCCCCUAAACAAGUUCAACUCAAAACCAGUUUAUCGAGCCAAUACAUAAUUCGAACUCAGCCAACAAAUACUUGUCUCUCUACACUGGAGUGUGCAGCCUUUGCAUUGUCAAUAGUGGAAAAGAACCAUUGCAUUCAUGAGAUUGUUCUACGUCCUCUUCAAGCUUUGUGCUCAUUCCAGCUUCAGCAUGGAGCUCAGAUCCAUCACAGCAAGGAACAUUUGAUCAAGAAUGGAUUGUAUGAAAAAUCAAUGCCAAAGAAUAAACGUAAACUCAAUAGAAUGGAACGUUUAGUGAACAAUGUCAAAGUAUAGGGGACAAGUAUGAUUUUAAUUAGGCUUUAUUUUUUUGAGCAGCAAUUUUCUUGUGGAAUUUUCUAUGAAUCGUCAUAGUUUUCUAUCUUUGAAUUUUCAUUUAGGUUGCACAUCAAUUUUCUAAAGUCUGAUUCCUGUUGUUUCCUGUUACUAUUUCAAUCUGACCGAACUCUGAGGACAAGUUUCCUCAGGGCUUCCCCUGCAGCACUGCUGUAAUUUAGGCAAAUAUUCAGCAGGAAUCUUGUUUACAUACAUAAAUAGGUUCCUCCUGAAAUUUCGUUGGCAUUAUGGCAGCACAGUGACAGAAGCCCCGAGGAAAGUCACCCCUUAAUAAGUUUAGAGGGUUAAAGCUGUUUCUUUUUUCUUUUGCUUUCUGAGGUCUACUUUGCAAUUCUACAGUUCUCAGUAAAGUAGUGAUGGAGGGUUAUAUCUAAACAAUAUGUUUUUGUUAGCCUCACUUGGGAAUUUACCUCUUUUGAACCAGAAUAGGACGCUUUAUCCAGGCCCAUCUCAAUCAGGAUUUACCACUGCUGGUCUGUAGGAGCUUUUUUUACCUGGACAGUUAUAAGCUGAGUCACCAGUUAGCCCACAUGUAGUUUUCAUUUAUCAAAGACAAUAAUGUACAGUUGUAAAUGGGACCCCAACUUCUGUUUCAUACCUGGAAAUACCAAGUUUCCAUAGUGGCUCAGAGGAAAAUUCCUAAUGUAAGUCAUCAGGACAUAAAUACACUCGGACCCAGUGUGCAGUGCCAGCCAGCUUCUGUAUGUGGUGGAACUUCCAUCUGCCUCCAGUGGAACUCAUGAUAUUCAGGGUGGCAAAGCUGGAGGGAGGGGAAUUUCUAGUCAGGAAUGAUGGCCCUUGGGGAAAUGUCAACAGUGAUUGUAACUGCUGGAACAGAGAUUUUCAACCCUCACUGACAGAGGCACACUUUUUAAAAAAAUAAAUAAAUUUCUCAUCCCUGGCCUCCUUUAUACUGAACAUUCUGAUUUCUAAUUUGAAACUGGCCUUUGGCACUUGGAGUGAUGAUGUAGGGUCUAUCAGGCAGUGGGGGGGGGGCG